AUGGCGGAUGCACUUCCUUCACCUCUUCCGGAGCCAUCGGCAACCCACGCCGCCUCCGUCUUCACCCCGAUAAACCUCAUCCUCCUCUCCCUCUUCGGCCUUCUUGUCUAUCUCCGGCUCAAACCAGCCGCCCCGCAAACCCUCCCACGCGCCCCGCCGCCAACCGUCUUCCGCACCUUCACCCCGCCCUCGCUCUUCCCCUACAAUGGCUUGAACAACAUGCCUGUCUAUCUCGCGGUUCGUGGCCGUGUCUUUGACGUCACAUCCGGCCGCAACUUCUAUGGCCCGGGUGGCCCCUAUGCAAACUUCGCUGGCCGCGAUGCGUCGAGAGGCCUGGCCUGUGGUAGUUUUGAUGAGGACAUGCUGACCAAGGAUCUGGACGGACCGCUCGACACUCUGGAGAAUCUGGAUGCUGAGCAGCUGGAUGCCUUGAGGGGUUGGGAAGAGAGAUUCGAGGAAAAGUACCUUGUUGUGGGCAAGUUGGUGCCUGUGGGCCAUCCGGAAGCCGAGGACGCUAAAGCAUAG
This is a messenger RNA of Alternaria arborescens, 525 nucleotides long. RefSeq lists its product as hypothetical. Gene Ontology annotation, cellular component: endomembrane system; membrane. The transcript has 3 exons. The record is from RefSeq and is a predicted model, not a curated record. NCBI's taxonomy places the organism in Eukaryota, Fungi, Ascomycota, Dothideomycetes, Pleosporales, Pleosporaceae. Bases 1 to 525 code for a protein of 174 amino acids.